Acanthosepion pharaonis is the source of this 1200-nucleotide messenger RNA. NCBI's taxonomy places the organism in Eukaryota, Metazoa, Mollusca, Cephalopoda, Sepiida, Sepiidae. The record is from the annotation of a GenBank genome assembly.
AUGAUCCACGAGGCUGACCUUGCCGAAGAACUGAUCCAGUCGAAUCCACUCACGAUUUUUGCCCCAACUAAUCGCGCCAUCCGAAAACUGACGCCAAGUGUGAGAAACAAACUAAGGAAUAAAGAAACACUUAAAAAAUUCGUAUCUCAUCACGUGACUCGAAAAAUCAUUUGCGGCGAUGCGAUUGUCAUUUCGUGCGGCUUGACCAAUAUGAACGGGUAUCGUUUAAAGGUGUCCUGCACUCCAGAAGGACAUUUCGUCGCAAACUCUAAGCUUAUCGAGCACGACAUGGUGGCCGACAAUGGAAUCGUCCAUGCCAUAGACACCGUUCUUCUACCCGAUGCAGUGAAGAAUAUGGUGGACUUAGCGAAUGAUCUGAAACUGCACAAAUUCCUAAAUAUUUCCAAAGAUGCAGGAAUGACCGAAACUCUGAGAAAAGAAGAGGACUUCACCCUUUUCGCUCCAACAGACGAUGCAUUUAAUUCUCUGUCAACAGAAUACAUGUCUGCUUUGAGAUCGCAACCUCAAUUAAUGAAGAACUUGCUCAACUAUCACAUCGUCAAAGGAAAAGUGACAUCCGACGAAAUGGUCGGGCAACAGAAUUUUACCAGUAAAAUCGCUGUUAAAAUAAAAGUCAACGUUUUCCGAAACGGCAUUGUGGUAGACGAUGCUAAAGUGUUAAGCACUGACCGCCAGAGUGAUUAUGGCGUGAUUCAUACCAUCAAUAAGGUACUCAUCCCGCCAGAACAGACACUAAUGGGCCUUAUUCAAACUGACCCUGCACUAAGUCAAUUCCGACAAGCGAUUGAGACUGCCGGUUUGGUGGAACUUCUGGAGUCUAGCAAUGGCCAGCUGACCGUUUUAGCCCCAACAAACGAUGCUUUCGACACAAUGGAAAGAGUGAGGCUCAACAAGUUAAUGUCAAAUCCUAAAUUGUUGAAAAAGCAUCUCCUUCAUCACAUGGUGGACCGGAUUCUGGUGCCAUGCGCUUUGGUUCCGAAGACAAUGUACAAUAUGAACUCAGUCCAAGGCGAGACGCUCACUUUCCGAUUGGCUCCCAACGAUGAUCUGAUGGUGUUCGAUAUGCCCUUGUCAAAACCUCCCAACAACAAUGCAAUGGCUGUCAACGGAAUACUUUAUAAGUUAAACAGUUUUCUACAAUGCGAGUGUCGACCAAAGAACAUUGCAACUAAGAUCUAA